Messenger RNA from Quercus lobata, 1799 nucleotides. It is a transcript of the gene MED19A, whose product is annotated as mediator of RNA polymerase II transcription subunit 19a-like protein. Gene Ontology annotation, cellular component: mediator complex. Bases 525 to 1202 code for a protein of 225 amino acids. Gene Ontology annotation, biological process: positive regulation of transcription by RNA polymerase II. The record is from RefSeq and is a predicted model, not a curated record. Gene Ontology annotation, molecular function: transcription coregulator activity; transcription factor binding. The transcript has 8 exons. Lineage: Eukaryota; Viridiplantae; Streptophyta; Magnoliopsida; Fagales; Fagaceae.
AUCUAUUAGAAGAAAGUGGUACUUAUAAUAUCGUUGGUUUCUUUUUCUUCACUCUCUAUCUCUCUCUCUCUUUCGCUCUCGUUCUGUCUAAGCUAUUCUUCUCGCCACGCUCGAGUCUCGAGUUUUGACCCAAACCGCUACCCACACGCCUCUCUCUCUCUCAUUCACUCACUCAGUCACUUGGCCGGCCGGCCGGCCGCCUCUUCCAGCAACCUCCGGCAAUUCUUUUCCGGCCAGUCGCCGGAAUAUUCAACGAAGGGCCCCCCCAACUCUUAUUGGCUCGGCAUCCACUGGAAAAGUCACGGUUAUUUUAAUGAGCUGCUUGCUAGCAGCCUAGCUCCUGUUGCCUGAACCAUAGCACUCAUUUCAGUCAGAAGGUCAGUGUGGAGUGCACCGUUAAAGUUAUCUAGCACUCAUUUCAGUCAGAAGGUCAGUGUGGAGUGCACCGUUAAAGUUAUCCAUCCUGUUGGCCUCGUCCAGGCACCUAGUUGAUAAUGGUCCACUGCUUUGUGAAACAUUGACACAUGGAUCCUGAAGGCAAGAAUUUUGGAAGAGGACCAAGGGAACUGACUGGUGCUGUAGAUCUCAUAAAUCACUACAAGUUGUUACCACACCAUGAUUUUUUCUGCAAGAGAUCACUUCCUUUGUCAAUUUCAGACACGCAUUAUCUUCACCAUGUUGUGGGAGACACAGAUAUCAGAAAAGGAGAAGGGAUGCAAUUGGAUCAGCUUAUUCAGAACACAUCUUAUUCCAGAGAUACUAAUACACGGAUACAACCAUUUGAUCUCGAUAUUCUGAAAGAAGCCUUUCAAUUAAGGGAAACUGCUCCCGUUGAUUUGCCCCUUGCAGAGAAGGGGAUCCCUACCAUUGCAGGGAAAUCAAAAAGUGAGUCCAAGGACAAGAAGCAUAAAAAGCACAAAGACAGAGAUAAGGAUAAGGAUAAGGAUAAGGAUAAAGAGCAUAAGAAGCGCAAGCACCGUCAUAAGGACCGAAGUAAAGAUAAAGAUAAAGAUAAGGAUAAGGAGAAGAAGAAGGAUAGAAGUGGGCAUCAUGAUUCUAGUGCUGAUCACUCAAAGAAACACCACGAAAAGAAAAGGAAGCAUGAUGGAGAUGAAGACGUUAAUGACAUUCACCGACACAAAAAAAGUAAGCAUAAAAGCUCAAAAAUUGAUGAAAUGGGUGCGAUAAAGGUAGCCGGCUGAAGGUGGCAUAGAAUAAUUGUUCUCAAUGGUUCUUGUUAGAGAGUUUGGGGGGUCUUUGGCUUAACGAUGUCCAAUUGUUUGAGAACGGCUUGUGAACUGACUAAAGAUUGUGAAGAUAAAUUAGCCUAGUGAUCGCAUCUGAUGUAAGGUAAAAAUUGCUAAAAAUGAACUCUUUUGUAUCAUAACAGUGGUCUAAUAUUAUUGGUAGUAAUGUGCAAGACUCCUUACUUUUUUUUCUUCUCAGUUUCUGUGGCGCAUUGGAUUUCUCAGCGUGUAUACAUUAUUAUAAUCUUUCUCCUGUUUAGAGUUUUUAAGCUGACAUUAAUGAUAAGCUUAAAUUAGAGUUUCCAGCUUUUGAGUUUUAGGAAGACUAGAUUGGGAAGGGGAUUGUGUACAUAUUCCCUCAUCUGUUGUAGCAAUGACUAGCAUGUUUGAUUAUCCAAAUUGAUUGUAAGGGCUAGGGCUAUGUCCUCACAUUAAUCCUCAAUUCAUUUAAUUAAUGUAUUCUUUGUAUAUACAGUAAACUUAAUGACUGGGUCAUCGAGGGAAUCAUUAUUGCUGUUGGUUGAUAUUUUGAGGCUCAGAAUGAUUCUUUUC